AUGUCUACUUACAAGUCACUAAUACCUUCAAAGCGAAAGUCAGAUGAGAACGUCGAGUCGCUGAUUUUCAAGAAACCUGUAACAGGACGUAAUCCGCUCGGUGUACUUGUUGCGAACAGCGUACCAUACCAGUUAGCAAAUACUCCUAGUACCUCCGGUGAGGAAGAAACGUACUGGAAUGUAGUAUGGCGUAAACCCCAGUUCAAGAAGAAUAAAACUUGGGACGGUGAUGGGGUACUGGUUGUUUGCGGUAGCAAAAUGACACUUCGGGAUCAGGAUAAUAAGAUAAUUAGCACAGGAGUCAUUUCACAGAGAACAGGGGUUAUUGAACCUGGAGCGUCUCUCUCGGUCGGCGGUAAAGACAUCGAAAUAGAUACCGCCAUCCAAAAAGAGGAAUACCUCUCUGGACGAUGCUUCGGAUCUUCUUCCACUUCAUUUAUUCCACUCCCACCACCUUCGAAGGGUUUCCAAGCGCCAAAGCCCCUUGCUCGCACAUCCGUAGGAGGCUCUUCCAAGCCCGCAGCUCCUCUUGGUGCCAAACUGGCUAUACCCACCCGAAAACCAACAAUAAUGGAAUCAAAAAAUAGCGUGAAACCGAUGGAUCAUCCCACGGAUGCUGACUACAAGGUUGUGCGGUACUACACGGUCAAUUGGCGUAAACCACAAACGAAGAAGCACAAGACCUGGGAUGGUGAUGCAUACUUGGUAGUGACAGGAACUCGGGGUGUGAUGCAAGAGGCGGGAGGACGAAUUUUGGGAACUGCGACUUGGGAUGCGGCUUGGCUUGAAGGAAGUCUCAUGUUUAUAGGGGGCAAAGAGGUUGAAAUCGACAAUCUCAUCACCGAGGCUGAGUUCCAUCAGCAAUGCAGUGGACUUCCUCCCCCAGAACCUGAGCCGGAGGGUCCCCGCCACUCUCCGUCCGUUCCGAAGCACCACUCCCCUGUUAUCAAGGUAGGCGCACCCCGGGCCCGGACAAACUUCACUCCGAAAGUGGAUGGACCUCUUCACGAUCCAGACCAAGCGGGAGCCUUGGUUUUGCCUCGUCCAACCCCUGCGCAUCAGACCAGAGCAGGGAAGAGCGGCUAUACCAUCGAGGAUGUUGUAGUCGAUCCUGUGUUGGCAACCAAGCUUAGGCCUCAUCAGAGGGAAGGUGUCAUAUUUAUGUAUGAGGCAGUCAUGGGGAUGAGACGACACGAGGGCUUUGGCGCUAUCUUGGCAGAUGAGAUGGGGUUGGGCAAAACGCUUCAGGCAAGUAGCAAUAAGACAAUCGCACUUCUGUGGACGCUUCUCAGACAAACUCCGUAUCGUCCACGAGAGCCUAUUUACCACCACAAGGGCGAGAUCGGAAAGGCUAUGAUCGUUUGCCCGGUUUCUCUCGUCGGUAAUUGGCGGAGCGAGAUUUGGAAAUGGCUUGGACGCGAUCGAAUGGGCGUUUUUGUGGCAGAGGAAACCAAUAAGAUCAAGCAAUUCCUCAACUCACGUGGACACGAUGUUCUCAUUAUCGGUUAUGAAAAAUUGAGGAGUGUUAUUGAUAUGCUAGUAUAUUCCGACCCAAUGAUUGACUUGAUCAUCUGCGAUGAAGGCCAUCGGUUAAAGUCGAGCAAUAACAAGACCUCGCAGAUGUUCACUGCACUGAAAACGAAACGUCGCAUCAUACUUUCCGGAACACCAAUCCAAAACGAUCUGUCUGAAUUUUGGUCUAUGGCUGAGUUUUGCAACCCCGGCCUUUUAGGCCAGUACAACGACUUCAAGCGGAUUUACGAACAACCUAUUGUCCGUGCACGAGCGCCGAACUGCACAGAGAAGAACAAGGAGAUCGGCGAAGCUCGCUCCAGUCAGCUGUCGUCAACGGCAAAGUCUUUCGUGCUCCGUAGAACUGCCGAUAUCCUAACGUCGUACCUACCUCCUAAAUACGAAUAUGUGGCUUUCAUUCGGCCGACAAAAGUCCAAAUAGAUUUGAUGCAGCGCGUGCUUACAUCCCAAGCAAUUGGCCGAGCCCUGCGGAACGGAAUGGCUCAGGCGUUGGAAAUGAUGAGCAUUCUGGGCAAGAUCUGCACCAGUCCAGUCUUGCUGAAGACAACUGCGAAGCCUCCAAGUCAGUGGGCGCCCGAGUACCAGGAGAUAGUGUCUCGCUUGCCUCGGCACAUGGAAGAGAGCGACAGCUCUUUCAGUGGAAAGCUCAUCGCGUUGAUGAACCUGCUUGAUGCUGUCCGCAAGAUAACAGAGGAGAAGGUGAUUGUCGUGUCGCAGUUCACCAAAACGCUUGAUGUAGUGGAAGCUAUAUGCACGAAGAUGCGAUGGACUCGAGAACGUUUGGAUGGAACUACGCCCCAAAACGAACGUGAUUCACGCGUGCAGACGUUUAACCGCACCAAUCAAGCGGAAUGCUUUAUUUUCUUGCUGAGCUUGAAGGCGGGAGGUGUGGGCCUGAACCUCGUCGGAGCCUCUCGCUUGAUUUUGCUGGACAGCUCUUGGAAUCCCGCUCACGACUUGCAAGCUAUGGCCCGUAUCCAUCGCGAUGGACAGAAGAGGCCCGUCCACAUAUAUCGCUUUUUGACUGUUGGCACAAUCGAUGAGAAGGUCUACAUGAGACAGGUGAUCAAGACUGGUCUGACAUUGAUGGCAGGUGAUGGUGAUGGCAAAGCGAAGGGGGAUUCAUUCACACAUGAUGAGUUACGCGACCUUUUCCGUAUCCAUACCCACACACCAUGCCACACGCAUGAUCUCUUGGACUGCGACUGUGCGGCCUCAAGGCUCGUCAAUGACGAGGGGGAUACUUCGGAUGGGGAAGAGAAGGAAGAGAAGGACGACGAACAAGGUGUCCUGGACGAAGAUACCGUGUCUGAAGCACCCCACCGCGGGUUCAUGCUCGCGUCCCAAGUGGAGAUUGCGGACAUUACUGCCAGAGCGAAGAAGAUGAAGAAAGACCUUGCCAUCCUAGACGAGUGGACGCACGUGAACUGUAUGGGGCCAGCUGGACGGCUGAGCAUCAAGGAUCCAGUGCUGCGUGACGUCAUUCGCGGUGUGUACGACAAGCAAACCCCUGCCGAGACUGGGGAAGGCGAAUCUUCCCGUGGGAGCAAGAUCCUAACGGAGAUCGACAUGGACAAGAUCCAAGCUUCUAGUGACUCUGAUGAUGGGGGUCAGAAUCGACUGACUAACAUGGAUGGUGUGCCUGAAGGAGCGGUGACGUUCCUAUUCACGAAAUGCAGCAUGUAG
Molecule: messenger RNA, 3219 nt
Organism: Dacryopinax primogenitus
Lineage: Eukaryota; Fungi; Basidiomycota; Dacrymycetes; Dacrymycetales; Dacrymycetaceae
Exons: 29
Coding region: 1-3219 (1072 amino acids)
Biological process (GO): reciprocal meiotic recombination; double-strand break repair via homologous recombination
Cellular component (GO): nucleus
Molecular function (GO): ATP binding; DNA translocase activity; ATP-dependent chromatin remodeler activity
Source: RefSeq, a predicted model, not a curated record